CUCCAUUCUGUUAGCUCUCAGGCACAUCUAAGGCAAGACUGGCACCCAGCGCACAGCAGGAAGCCUGUGGCCUCUUCUGGUGACUGACCACAUACCCACCCCAUGUACCAUGGAGUCCUUCAGCUCCAAGAGUCUGGCAUUACAAGCCGAGAAAAAGCUACUGAGUAAAAUGGCUGGGCGGUCUGUGGCUCAUCUCUUUAUCGACGAGACCAGCAGCGAGGUCCUAGAUGAGCUUUACCGUGUGUCCAAAGAAUACACACACAGCCGGCCCAAGGCACAACGGGUGAUCAAAGACCUGAUCAAGGUGGCUGUGAAGGUGGCCGUGCUGCACCGUAGUGGCUGCUUCGGUCCUGGGGAGCUGGCUCUGGCUACACAAUUUCGCCAGAAGCUCCGGCAGGGCGCGAUGACCGCGCUUAGCUUUGGCGAGGUGGACUUCACCUUUGAGGCUGCAGUGCUAGCAGGCCUGCUGGUCGAGUGCCGGGACAUUCUGCUGGAGCUGGUGGAGCACCACCUCACACCCAAGUCACAUGACCGCAUCAGACACGUGUUUGAUCACUACUCUGACCCUGACCUGCUCGCUGCCCUCUACGGGCCUGACUACACUCAGCACCUUGGCAAGAUCUGUGACGGGCUCCGGAAGCUGCUCGAUGAGGGGAAGCUCUGAGGCCCCAGAGCCCAGCACACUGGACUUUGGCAAAAUGACUGACCAGGAAAAUGACAGCUCAGGCUUUCUAACCCUGCACAAAUGCUUUUCAAUCCCCUGGCUUCAUUCUCUCCCAAGAGUGUUGACGACGCGGAUACAGCCCCCACUCCCAAACCGCUGGUGGAGAAGAGCAGCUCUGAGCCGAGUGAGGCGGCUUUCCUGUCCAGUUGCCAGCAAAGGGAACAGCUGACCGCAGAAGUGAAACUCGGGUCUGCUUCUCCCAGGAGGGCUGCCUGGGACAGGGCCUCCUCCUCCUCAAACCCAAGGAAGGGGGCACUAAGGGCCAGAAGGAGGAAGGUGGCCAUCAGAGACCUCCCUCCGGAUCUCCCGGAGCUUGGGCACACAGCAGAGGCUGUGUAGAAGGUGCUGGGGGAGGGGAAGCACAGGGGAAUAAAACCACUAAA
This is a messenger RNA of Psammomys obesus (fat sand rat), 1107 nucleotides long. It is a transcript of the gene Tnfaip8l2, whose product is annotated as TNF alpha induced protein 8 like 2. The record is from RefSeq and is a predicted model, not a curated record. Gene Ontology annotation, biological process: regulation of apoptotic process; negative regulation of T cell activation; negative regulation of inflammatory response. Bases 110 to 664 code for a protein of 184 amino acids. Gene Ontology annotation, cellular component: cytoplasm. Lineage: Eukaryota; Metazoa; Chordata; Mammalia; Rodentia; Muridae. The transcript is spliced from 2 exons.